UGUUAAUUGCUUAUCAUCUAUUGUAUUAAAAAAAUAAUUUAGAUAGUUUUUCGUAUCUAUUUUUGUGAACUUGUAUAAACUAAUAAUAACAUGGAUUUCGAUUUAUUUGAAACAGAAGAUGAUGACAUGCUAUCAUCGAUGAAUAUUGCUCAAACAGAACAGCUCGAGUUUCCUACAAACAGUUUACCUGAGUUUAAUUGCCAAGGUGAGGAUACCACCAGCUUAGAUUUUCUUCCAGAUUCAUUUGCAAAAAAUUUUAGAGUUUUUAAUAUAAAUUUUGAACAAAAUGAAGAAAUUCAACUAACAAAAUACAAUUUUGAUAAAAAUUCUUUAUAUUCAAGUUUUAAAGUAAAUCUCAUUUUUGGGCAAAUCAGAAUGAAUAUUCAGAAAUUGAUUGUAAAUAUAAAAUCUUCUCUACAAGAUGAUAAUCUAACUUUCUAUCAAAAUCGAAGACAAGUUACGCUUCUGUUUCAUCUUAUAAAUGGUUAUCCAACAUUAGAUUAUAUGAAAUUGAAGCCGUUUUUGGAUAGUAUCAGGAAUUUAUUAGAUGAGAGUUCAAGAAAAGAUUUUUUUAGAAGCAUAUAUUUAGCUUAUGGUUGCAAAGGAAAUGAAACAGAUUCACCAGCAUAUCAUUUAUUACAUGGAUUUUUAGAAUGGCGGUUAUUGGAUCUUUCUAUACUCGUUAAGCACCAUUAUAAUUUAAACUCAGAUCUUGUAGGAGAUGAAGCUAAAGAAAAAUUUUCAUUCGUUUUGAACCGAAUAUCGCGAGUUUUGGAUGAUUUGAUUCAAAUAUCAAUAUACUUUUUUAAAAAGAAAACAUUACCAGAUUCGUUGUAUCAGUCUAAUUUCCAAUGUACAUGCAUCAAGGAGUCUUGGUUAAUAUUACAGUUUAUAAUCGAAAGCUUGAAAAAUGAUGAAUUUAGUUUUUGGAAAUUGUUCAAUGAAAGAAUCGAUGAAAUUAAACUUAAUACAGACCAUUUUGAUAUUUCAUCAGAAAAAAUUCCUGAAUUUACACUAUGGUUACUAAAAGGAUUAGUUAGAUUACAAGGUUAUAAAACAAAUGGAGUCUAUGAUGGUCCAUCACAUUCUAGGGUUGUUGAAAAUUUUGAUUUGUUGGAACCGGUUGUUGAGCAAUUUUUAAAUUUGAAUCCAUCUGAAGAACAGACAAGAAUAUUUUUAUGCAAUUUAAUGCCAAUUUUAUUAGAAUGGUGGUCACCGAAACCAAAUAUUUCUAUGAUACUUUGGGAAUAUUUUCAUAAAAAAUUGAAUUCACAAUUUUUUAUAGCUGGUUCAGCGCCCAGUAAUUUAGCAAUUUCAAGCUCAUCUGGAAAAGGAUAUUUAGAAAAAAUCAAAACUUUAUUGGUAAAUUGUAAACCAGAUCCCAAUCUUUCAAGUUAUAUUCUAUUUACAUUGAUACUUGGGAAAACCAUCGAAAAAUUAAUUAAAACAAAUCAAAAUAAUCAAGUACAAAAGAUUUUUGGACGGAUUUAUACAAAAUUUUCACCAGCAAAAUAUUUGGCAUUAAGUGAAAUUGGAAUACAUCAUUUAAUUGAAUUAUUUUUAACAUUAACAUUAAGUUCGGAUAUUCAAGAGAUUGCACCAAAAAUCAAAGAUAAAUUACUUUUAAUACAAUUAGAUAAAAUUUCAUUGAAUCGACAAAUUUGUAUUAUGAAAGGACAUGUAGCCUUAAUGAUAUUAUAUGUAGAAAAUUUUAUGGAUUUAUCAGAUUAUAUUAAAAAAAUAUUAGAACAAUUGAAUUCUAUUAAAAAUGAUAUUAAUAUAUGUAAAAUAUUAAGUGAAGGUCUAUGUGAAAUAUUAAAAAAAUCUGAAAAUUUCGAUAAUGGAGAAUAUUUAUUAGUUGAUAGCUGGAUUACACAUUACUUAAAUAAUAGUUUACCAGUUGAACAAGAACGAACUUUAGAAGCAAUACAUAAUGUUUUUGAAAAAAUUCAAAAUUAUCAACAGAGUGUACAUUUUGAUAGACCGUCAUCAUCGCAAUCAUCAAAUAAUGUAAAUCCAUUGAGGGCAAACAACUUUCAAAGUUUGAAAAAAAACUUUAAUUUACAUUUAUUCCCAUUUAUAAAACAAAAUUUUUCUAUAAGUUUUUCAAUUUGGAUACCAAAACUUGCUGCUGAUUUUUGUAUUCAUUGUCAUCAUAAUAAUUCAUCUAUGCAAACUAGUGUAGUAGCUUCCACAAGUACAAAUAUUAAUAUAAGUGAUCAAGCAAUUUUUCAAAAGAAUUUUCAAUUUUUUAUUGAUGCAACAUGUUCUAAUAAAGAGGCUCCAUUGAAAUUUUUGCUAUCAUUACUUGCUUCUGAUAAAAGAAAUGUGAUUCCAGCUGCAACAAUCAUUCAAGUAUGGUUAAAAAGUUUAGUUUUACUGUCAUCGAACAAUGAGGAUGUUGUGAAUUUAACAAGAAUUGUAACUAAUCUUGAUGAAUUUGGUUUUGUAUGUGAUUUAGCUGAGAAUGAUUUGUUAACAGCAAAAGAAACUUUAUGCGUUUUUGUAUCAGCUGUUGGUCGCAAUUACAGAAAUAUUGAAAAUUUUCAAACAAAAUGUUCAGUAAGCGAUAAAUUUAAUAAAUAUUUAAAUGGUUUCGAAAAAUGGUAUACAGAUAAAAAUGAAAAGCCAGAAGUAACAAUACGUUUUUAUAGCUUUAUAGCGAUUGUAAUUUUUAAUUGCCCCGAAAUUGUUUAUGCGAAAUCAAAAAUUACCUGUUUUUUUCAUAUUGCAAUGACACGUUUCAUUCUUCCGACAACAAUACAAGUUGGCAAGGCCCCAGACCAAAAACUAACUCAAGUUAUACAUAAGGUAUGGCCAGUGCUUGUACAGGGUAUUGGAAAUCUUAAUUUCAAAGGUGAUCCAUAUGUUUCAAAAACUUUGACCGAUCUAAUUGUUAAAUGGACUCCAUAUUUUAAAAUAUCACAAAAUCCAAAGAUUGUCGCUCGUCCCUUUUUAAAUUGUUUAUCCGCAGAAAAUGAACAAUUAUCAAUAUUUGUCUUUGAAAAAUUGACAACAGUUUUUUUAACAAUGCAACGAAGACAAGCUGAUCCGAAUGCAUGUUUAGUUAUAACAAUAUUCCAGGAAAUUGUUGAAGCCAAUUCAGAUAAUUCUUCUAAAUUAAAAUUGUUUGUAAAAGCAACAUGUUUAACAACACUUGAACAUUUAAUGAUGGUAGAAGAAAUCGUUCCGAGUCGUUCUUUAUUAUUGGAUAUGUUCAAAAAAAUUUGUAGAAGCUCAGCUUUCAGGAGUAGCUUAGAGAUAAGAGAAAUAAUAACAGAGCAUUUAAGAAUUAUUACCGUAAAACAUCUUUCAUAUUAUACGUUCUUUCUUUUUGACAUGUUAACUCAAAUUGUUAAUAUAUGUGUUGAUUUAGUGGAACCAAUUUUAGGAUUUCUAAUGGAACAAAUUAAAGUUGUCGAGCAAAAACGCGGUGUUGGAGAAGAUCAAAGGAUAAGGAGCUGCUUUCAAAAACUUCAAGGCUCAAUUUUAGCGGCCAAAAAUAGGAGAUAAAACAGAACAGAAUAAAAAAUAUUUUAUCAAAUGAGAUAAUUUGCAAAUGAUUCGAAAUUAAAUGUUUAAAAUAAGCUUUUUAUUACGUUUAUAAUUUUUUACUGAAAAUAAUUAUUGACGUUUGUAAUUAUUUUGCAAAAUAACUAAAAAUACGCAAUACUAGAAAAUUUGGUAUGCUAACUUAUUUAUUUUACUCAAGCUCAAGUCAGUUUAGGCAAUAGUAAGGUGACAUAUAAAUCUACAGGAAUUUUGCAACUAAUAACCACACUUAAUUAUAGAUACUCUUUUAAUAAAUUUUACUGCCAUUUAUCGUACUUACCUUUACAUGCAGUAUUUCUUUACUUUAAAUUAUCAAUAUCUAGUUGGCAUGUCAGCAUAUAAUGAGAAUUUAAAUAA
This is a messenger RNA of Condylostylus longicornis, 3909 nucleotides long. RefSeq names its product protein MMS22-like. The record is from RefSeq and is a predicted model, not a curated record. Gene Ontology annotation, biological process: double-strand break repair via homologous recombination; replication fork processing. Bases 91 to 3513 code for a protein of 1140 amino acids. The transcript has 15 exons. Lineage: Eukaryota; Metazoa; Arthropoda; Insecta; Diptera; Dolichopodidae. Gene Ontology annotation, cellular component: nuclear replication fork.